GUGAUUAAACACGACGUUUAAAUCAUUGUCGUUUUGACAUUUGUAGCUACAUUUUUAUGGUGCAAACUUAGUGUUUUUAGAUUAAUUUUUAUAAACAUAAAUACGGAAUUUAUAGUGUACAAUGUUUUGUUAUCUCCAAUACAUAACUUACACUGACUUUUGUCAAUUUCGUAAAAACUAUAAAUCUGAUGAUGAAGCUACUGCUUCUGCUGUUAUAGAAAACAAACGACUUCUAUUUAAUCCUGACUGUUUCAUUGGGAUUAUUCUGGACUAUAUUAUUGAACAUGUUGGCAUACCAAGAGAUCAAAAAGAAAACAUCGACAUGAUUGACGAAAAAAUGAAAUUUUUAAACAUUCAACUAUACAGUCCAAACUAUGAAGGUAUAGAACUAUUUAACAAUAAAAUGGAGUAUUAUUUAGUCUAUAAAGAAAAUCAACAAGUAAUACCUUUCUUAGCACCUGGAACUACUAAAAAUCAGGAAUUUUGCACUAUGAUGAAAAAGAGAAAGGAAAAAAGGAGAUCUUCUACUUUGAGCGCUGCAAGCAAAAACUCAAAAAAAACUAAUGAGGUAUCUCACAAAAGUUACAGAACUGCAUCAGUUGUUCCUUUGAGAUCCAGCAGCAGAAGUCUCGACCAAAAACUUGAAACUAGUAAUAAUAAGAAGGUUUGAUAGUAAGCCGUUCGAAUUUUGUGGUCAAUUAUUCACUAUUAUUAUAUUUUUGCAAUAUAUAAAUUAACCUUUA
Diabrotica virgifera virgifera (western corn rootworm) is the source of this 743-nucleotide messenger RNA. RefSeq lists its product as uncharacterized. NCBI's taxonomy places the organism in Eukaryota, Metazoa, Arthropoda, Insecta, Coleoptera, Chrysomelidae. Bases 122 to 670 code for a protein of 182 amino acids. The record is from RefSeq and is a predicted model, not a curated record. The transcript has 5 exons.